Molecule: messenger RNA, 548 nt
Organism: Moneuplotes crassus
Lineage: Eukaryota; Ciliophora; Spirotrichea; Euplotida; Euplotidae
Source: the annotation of a GenBank genome assembly
AUUUGUAAAUAAUAUUUCCGCGAGAAAUGAGGAUUUCAGUUUCCAAGAGAAAACAACCCUAUGCUGAAGGAGAGAUUAAGGAAGUCGAUAAGGAAGAGAGCAAGUUGUCAAAAUUGGUUAAGCAUAGCACACCAAAGCAAGAUGCUGAAACAGUAGAGGAUAAGCUGAACCAUGCUAAGAAAAGUACUUCCGCCAAGGAUGAGCUUACAAAUGAUGCCUUGGCGAAGAUCAUGAGGAACCGGUAUAAGCAAGAUGAUAUAUUAGACAGACUCGAGAAAAUCCAUUGCUGUGAAAAAUGUCCCAAACAGUUUAAAGUAUAUGAUUCAUUCAAUGAUGAUCCCGAGAAACUUCAAGGUGAAGACAAUAUGGAGCUUAUUGACGAAUUAACCUUCAGACAAUACUAUUGGAGUGAAGAAUCAAGCAAAGUAAUGUGCCCAGGUUGUAAACCUCCAAAAAUCCUGUCUCAAAAAAUCAAUGCUACAGAGGAAAAUUAGAUACUCAAGUCUGUAAAGAUCAUCUAGAGAAAAAUGCGCUUUUCAAUAUUGUUA